Molecule: messenger RNA, 474 nt
Organism: Histoplasma capsulatum G186AR
Lineage: Eukaryota; Fungi; Ascomycota; Eurotiomycetes; Onygenales; Ajellomycetaceae
Product: glyoxalase/bleomycin resistance protein/dioxygenase
Exons: 2
Coding region: 1-474 (157 amino acids)
Source: RefSeq, a predicted model, not a curated record
AUGGGUCUCUCCCAUCUGGGCUUUUGCGUGCCCGCCUCCCGCUUGGAUGAAGUCGUUGCGUUCUACAAGGCUGCCCUGGCACCACUGGGGUAUAGGGAGCUCAUGCGCCCCGCGCCGCACGUCGUGGGCUUCGGGGCGUAUUACCCAGACUUCUGGAUUACCGGGGUGGAAGGGGAAGAAGACGGCGAUGAUGCGAGAGAUGAGAACGGGUUGAAACGGAAACCUAUUCAUGUUGCGUUUGAUACUAAGAACCGCGCCAUCGUCCACGACUUCCACGCUGCGGCCUUGGUUGCCGGUGGGAAGUGUAACGGCACCCCUGGGCUCCGGCCACAUUAUCACAAGUAUUACUACGGCUCUUUCGUGCUGGACCCCAUGGGUAAUAAUAUCGAGACGGUAUGCAUGUGGCCUGCCUGGACGCAUUGGAAGUAUUGGGUUGGGGCUGGGGUUUUCAGUAAGAAAGGGAAGGAGGAUUGA